UGUCAGGCGGGCGGAUGGACAAGGACGCAUGCGCACUGGUGCCGUGCGGUGGCGGUGGCGAUGGGGCUGAGCGCGGGGCCGCUCGCGCUGUGGCUGCUGCUGCAGUUCGGCUGCUCGCGGGCGCUGUACUUCCACAUCGGGGAGACCGAGAAAAAGUGCUUCAUAGAAGAGAUUCCUGACGAGACCAUGGUGAUCGGUAAUUACAGGACUCAGCUAUGGGAUAAAAAGGUAGAGGCUUUUCUCCCCUCCACGCCUGGGCUAGGGAUGCACGUGGAAGUCCGAGACCCUGACACAAAGAUUAUUUUAUCUCGACAAUAUGGGUCUGAGGGCCGAUUUACCUUCACGUCGCACACGCCAGGUGAACACCAGAUCUGCCUGCACUCCAACUCCACAAAGAUGUCCCUCUUUGCAGGUGGUAAACUGCGAGUGCAUCUCGAUAUCCAGGUGGGGGAACACGCCAACAACUAUCCUGAAAUCGCAGCCAAGGACAAGCUGACUGAGCUGCAGCUCCGUGUCCGGCAGCUCCUGGAUCAGGUGGAACAGAUUCAGAAAGAACAGAACUACCAGCGGUACAGAGAGGAACGUUUCCGCUUGACCAGUGAGAGCACCAACCAGCGAGUGCUUUGGUGGUCGAUCGCACAGACCAUUAUCCUCAUCUUGACGGGAAUCUGGCAAAUGAAACAUCUAAAGAGUUUCUUUGAGGCGAAGAAACUGGUAUAAAUCCCUGUGGCUGCUGUAAGAGAAUAUCAACACAAACCACAAUCUCAAUCACUGGCCUUUGUAUUAUACUGUGACCACAUUACAACUGGGAACUGAGAAUUCUUUAGUAAAGUGAAGGGAGGAGGUUUGUUAAUUUGUCUUGUAAUGGUCAAGCAGGGAAGAAUAUAUUGUGGCGUAUGAACAUGGGUCAGUCCAGAAAACCUUUCUCACUUGCUGGGAGAUGUGAGUAAAUAGUUACACUGUUGUUAACAGUUCAAAGACAAAAGCUGUGAUUUUCACCGUCCUUUUAAAACGAUGGCACUCAGCUUUUGUUUGCACCCUUUCAGCUGUAAAUUUUUUCUCCCCACAAAUUACACAGGGGGUAAUAAUCCCUUCAAAAAAAUAAUAAUAAUUUGGUCUCUCAAUCCACGACUGUUAGUGGGACACUGCUGUGCGCAAUUAGCUCCCGCGUUUUAAGUCCACAAAAUAUAGUCAAUUCACUUUAGAGUGUAUCCUAUGAAGCGCUUUGAGACGCCUCGAAGAUGUGAUCAGGCGCUAUAUCAAAUACAAGGAUUAUUAUUAUUAAACCCUUAAUAAUUUGACUUGUCCCAAAAAAAGUUCAUAAUGUGCAUUAUGUUAUAAAUGGGUUUGUAGGUUUUAAAAUGGGUGAAGUUUGCAAUAUUACUGGCAUGUGUUCGGGUUGUUUUUAAAUUGAAUUGGAACAAUCAAAGGUUCUUUUAUGAUUAAACAGGGAGUACCUCUACUUUUGAUUCAAGUUAAUUUCUCCACAAUUGUUGGAUUCCUGUAGUGGUUAGAGCAUUCGCCUCGCAAGUGAGAGGACCUGGGUUUGAUUCCCGAGCAAAGCGAAACCUUAGGCAAGUUUCCUUACUCCACACACACGCCUCUGUUUACCAGCAGUAAGCCGGAACCUGGUUGUUAGUUGAUGGGUGGAUCGCUUUUCCGGAGGUAAUAAAUCAUUCAAAAAUAAACAAUAAUAAUUUGGUCACUUCAAUCCACGACUGUGGGACACUGCUGUGUGCAAUUGGCUGCUGCAUUUCGUCCACAAAAUCCAGUCAUUCCACUUUACGGUAGAUUCUGUGAAGCGCUUUUGAGAUGUUUAAAUGACAUGAUAAGGCCUAUAUCAAAUGUGAGGAUUAUUAUUAUAAGUCUAAGAAAGCUGUAACGAAAUUAACCCAAACCAACCAAAAGGGACAAAUCCUUGGGAAUAUUCUCCUGAAAAAGGAGUGAAGAGACGGGGAAAAUCUUCAUCCCAAAUUUCUUGUUGAAAUAAGAGAUUAAUUUAUCCGGCACUUGACACAGCCACUUUCUGCCUUCCUUCCUGAAAAGGAUUGUGUGCUGUGCUGUAAGGUGCCAAACUGCUGAUUAGCUGUGGCUAUUUUGGGGGGAUUUAUCAUCUUUGCACUGAGUGGGAGCAAGAAAUAAAAACCUUGUAGAACAUUUUCCUCUCUUUUUCUCCCCCCCCCCCCCCCCACACAC
Molecule: messenger RNA, 2196 nt
Organism: Callorhinchus milii (elephant shark)
Lineage: Eukaryota; Metazoa; Chordata; Chondrichthyes; Chimaeriformes; Callorhinchidae
Product: transmembrane emp24 domain-containing protein 4
Exons: 5
Coding region: 61-720 (219 amino acids)
Biological process (GO): intracellular protein transport; Golgi organization; endoplasmic reticulum to Golgi vesicle-mediated transport
Cellular component (GO): COPII-coated ER to Golgi transport vesicle; Golgi apparatus; endoplasmic reticulum-Golgi intermediate compartment
Source: RefSeq, a predicted model, not a curated record